AUGGUAUACUCAUCUGGAUCAUCCUCUGAGAACCGAACUGUUCUCGCUACUAGGAAUCGUGACAAGAACCUGUGCGCUUGUCGUCAUCCAAAGAUAAGUGUAGAAAGGAUGUCGAUGUCAGAUAAGAAUCCAGAUCUUGAGAAAUGUAAAUACUUCAGGUGGAUCGAUGAUGAGCUGACACCACACUACAAGAAUGCCUUUAACAAUCUGAAGUAUGAGUUGCAACUAAUGAAAGACAACAGUUACGCUGCAAGACUAGAGAGAAGGGUAGCUUUGCUGGAGAACCUGAAUGUUGAAGCCACUGCUACUAAAGAAAUUGUUGAUGGUGAGUUAUCCAUGGCUGUUGAAGAAAACAAACAAUUAAGGGGUGAGUUGAAGUUCGUGAGGAUGAAGUUCAGGAUUGGUAUGAUGUUUUGUGUGCUUCUUGCUACUGUGUUGCUGAUGCAGAAAGCAAAGGUGGUGGGAUAA
This is a messenger RNA of Lactuca virosa, 468 nucleotides long. The record is from the annotation of a GenBank genome assembly. Lineage: Eukaryota; Viridiplantae; Streptophyta; Magnoliopsida; Asterales; Asteraceae.